This is a messenger RNA of Sardina pilchardus (European sardine), 1516 nucleotides long. Its product is annotated as cytochrome c oxidase assembly protein COX20, mitochondrial. Gene Ontology annotation, cellular component: mitochondrion; mitochondrial inner membrane. The record is from RefSeq and is a predicted model, not a curated record. The transcript has 4 exons. NCBI's taxonomy places the organism in Eukaryota, Metazoa, Chordata, Actinopteri, Clupeiformes, Clupeidae. Bases 122 to 466 code for a protein of 114 amino acids. Gene Ontology annotation, biological process: mitochondrial respiratory chain complex IV assembly.
UUAGACACUAAAGACAUGUCAGAUGGUUGUGCUGUCUCGGUCAGAUGCCCUUUGAUUACUUCAGCAGUGUUUAAAGACAUUGAAAUUCGCUCGUUUGUUGCCCUUUUGGACUGUUAUUGCAAUGGCUGGCGAGGAUCAAGGUGACAAAAAACAGGGACUAUUGGGGAUUCCAGACAUCAAGAACACUGUAUGUGCCAGGGAAGCACUACUGCAUGGCGCAGGGGGGUCUUUAGUGGCAGGGCUCCUUCACUUCUUAGCCACAAGUAGAGUAAAGAGGUCAUUUGAUGUUGGCUUUGCUGGGUUCCUUCUGACAACAGUGGGAUCAUGGUGCUACUGCAGAUACGACAAUGCAAUGCAGCGUGUUCAACAAAGAAUGAUACAGAAAGGGAUAAAGAACAAAGUCAUGUAUGAAGGCACCAGUUUUGACCCCACACAGAAAGCCAACGUGGACGAUAAGAACUCCUAGCACCAAGACUACCAAGAGUUAAUCUCGCCAUUGUCACACACACACACUCACACACCUCUCUCUCUCUCUCUCUCUCUCUCUCUCUCUCUCUCUCUCUCUCUCUCUCUCUCUCUCUCUCUCACACACACACACACACACACAGACUUAUUUUCACUGUUAUUAAGACACACUUUUAAAAUGAUGCAUGUCUGAAUCUGAGGUAUGUAAAUAGUAGAAAACCUUUUCGAAGUCAUUUGGAUCCUUGACCAUUAAGCCAAGUGGUUAGAUUUCAAGGUGCAACAUACUGUAUAGUGUUACAAGUUCAAUGCAGUGAAAGGACAUUUUAAAUUAAGCGUUUUUCAGACUGCAUUCUAGCUAGUCUGUGCAUUUUAUGGUGAAUAUUCAUCAGGCCUACACCUCAUAACAUUGACGGGGAAGAUGUUGUAUAAUCAGGUGGCCAGUAGAUGGCAGUUCACACACUGGAAUACUAUGGAAUACAUCAGACAGCAUUUUAAGACAGCAUCAUGCGUAGUUGCUUCAGGACAGCAAAGGUGUCAAUAUGUUUUCCUUUCCUUUCAUUUCAGUCUCAAAGUGCACUUCAAAACAUUAAUAUAAGAGGUACAAUGAAAUAUUGCUCUUGUUUUGCUAUAUAGCUUAUUACAUUUUGUGUGAUGUUUAAUUAAAUGUUAAAAACAUUUUGACAGUUUGUUUUGAUGUUUAUUGAUUUUUAAUAUGUUAUUUCUGCUUGUGUGAAGUCAUUUAGACUUAACACCGAUUUUAGUUCACACCCAGAAAUCCUUCAAAGCCCGAGGUCGUCUCAUUCAUCUAACUGCAGCUAGAAGAGGCAGGAGAGAGUAGGGAGGUGGAAGGCCCGAUAGGUGAGGGAACACAAUGAGUAUCCUACACGGAAGCGUUUUCUGUCGGAAUUGUGCAAUCAUUGGUCCAAGAUGCCAAGGUAAAAAGUUCCCUCGUCUCCUCCCACGUCUAUCAACUUUCGGUUUCAAACAAGGUUGUAGAGAUUUAUUUGCGUCAAUAAUUUAGUAGAUUGACCAUUAAAGGACCUUUAUAUGC